This is a messenger RNA of Labeo rohita (rohu), 7443 nucleotides long. It is a transcript of the gene rp1, whose product is annotated as oxygen-regulated protein 1. Gene Ontology annotation, cellular component: axoneme. The record is from RefSeq and is a predicted model, not a curated record. The transcript has 4 exons. Lineage: Eukaryota; Metazoa; Chordata; Actinopteri; Cypriniformes; Cyprinidae. Gene Ontology annotation, biological process: axoneme assembly; retina development in camera-type eye; photoreceptor cell development. The coding region runs from base 69 to 7439 and encodes 2456 amino acids.
CUUCAGUUGAUGGACAACAAACUCGCCAACUCAACCCUCCUGAAAAUGUGAAAUAAGUUUCUCUUAAUAUGAGCACAGCACACCUUAAUGAUGCACCCCAUCCCGACAUGUCCGCGGGGAGCGUGCAGACAUUGGUCUCCAGAGCCCUACACCACCAACCAGACCCCGUUACCACUAAGAGGGUAUGUUUCUACAAGAGCGGGGACCCUCAAUUCACAGGGCACCGUAUGGUCAUCAACAGCCGCACUUUUAAAACCUUUGAUGCCCUUCUAGACACCCUCUCUAAGAAAGUGCCUCUGCCAUUUGGGGUAAGGACCAUCACAACACCCAGGGGAACGCAUAUUGUUCGUACCCUUGAUGAUGUGCAGGAUGGGGGCUCUUAUCUGUGCUCAGAUCAGAAGAAAGUCAAGCCUUUUAACUUGGAUGACGUCCAUAAGCGACAGGUCCCUUGGAACACUACCAGACCUGUCAGCGUGGGACGGCAAGCACGCAGAGAACUGGUCCGGCAGCUAGCAAAGAGAAAUGAAGUGACUACAAGGGCGGGAAAAAUGGCAGAAAAUACAGUGGUGGUACGAACACCGAAAAGACUGACAGUGUACAAAAACAGGGAUCCAAGCAUGAAGCGAGUAAUAGUUCUUCAUAGGAGAACAGCCCCAAAUUUUGAAGGUCUUUUGGAUUAUCUUUCUCAAGUGAUGCAGUUCCCAGUUGUGAAGCUUUACACAGAAGAUGGCAGACGAGUUGAAGGACUUCCUGCCCUUAUCUUGUGCUCUGGGAUUGUUGUGGCAGCUGGUAAUGAACCCUUCAGAGCAGGGAACUACAAUCUCCAAGCUCCCACUAAAGUCCAGUCAAGGAUAUCUGAAUCUGUGCAUCCAACACAAACUGAGACACUGCUAGAAGAAAAAAAGAUUCCAGCAGGGACUAUUUCAAGAUCAAGGAAUUUCUCUUUAUCUUCCGAGAGGUUCCUUGUAGAGCAGAUCAAUAAGUCACUAAAUGGAAAUCUGACAGAGCACAAUAGGACAAAGAAUGAAUCAAUGGAAACUGAAGGCAGUCAGCCAGUGGGAUCAGAUGAGAUGGAGACCUGUGACUGUAAGGAUGGUGUGGAGCAGAGGAAUUACCCCAUAAUGCCUACUGAAGAUGACAUUGAAAAAUCAUUCCGUGUCAAUGACGAUGGUAGCAUGACAGUGGAGAUGAAGGUGCAUCUUACUAUAAAACAAGAGGAAAUGAUCCACUGGACAACUACACUGAGCCGCACUUCUGUUAAUAACCAGCAGAGGGCAGCAGUGUGCAAUUCCAUGCCACAAUCCGGUGCAAACUCAUUAGAUGUAACCAAUGACUCAGGCAAGGAAUCGAAUGGACCUCACAGCCUAGAUUCUAAAGAAAUCAAUACAGUCGUUAACAAAUCUGUAGAAUUCAUCAAAGAAGAAAGGGAACAUUAUGGCAGUGAUACAUCAUCUGAAAAGCCUAAGUCCAUCUACAGAAGGCUACCCACUCCAGGUCCCAGACAACGAAGAAAAGAGGCCUCAGUCGAAAACAUCAAAAUGGUUUCAGAGACUGAAGUUCAGGAGAGUACAGUAGGUGCCUACUCAUACUUGGAGCGAACUGCUCAGGGAGAGCUGACGGAGGGUUACUGUGUGGUCAGUCGCAGCAGUAGCAGCAGCACAAGAACUGUAUCAAAACCUGGGAAGAGUGAAUCAGGGGAGGUUAAACAGAAGAAGUCUCACUCCUCCUUUAGAUCCUCAGGGGUUGCAGAGAUUCUUCAGCUGCAAAACAACGGGGCAAUGGGAAUAACAGAGACUGUGGUGCACAUAUAUGAAUCACAGGGUACUUGUGACAAUUACAAUGCAAAUACACAGGUGUAUGUGGACAACAAGCCUGGAUAUCACACAAAAGCUUUGCCUCAAAGUAAGCCAGGCUCAACAGACUCAGGACCUCGUUCAUCAAGUAAUGAUUGUGAUGUAGAUCUCACUAGGCAGUCCACAAGUUCCAACUCGCAGGAUGGUGGAAAAUCUAAUAUGCUCUCAUUGUCAUCUGCCUGUUCAACACCUCCAAAAAAAUUAAACAACAAUCCAUUCGUCCUCACUGAUGAUGAAAAACAAACCUUGGUUGAGUGCAUGUCUGAAAUGACUGAAAAGGAAAUUAUGCAUCCAGCAUCAGCAAUGGAACAAGUGUCUGAUGAUAAAAGCAUUGUUAGUAAUAAAAAUAAUACACCAAAGUCCAAAAAAUCAAAGAAAAGUACUUCUUCUGAAUCAUCUGGAUUUGGGAAAAAAAUAAGGGGCAGUGCUCCAGGGUCCUCAAGAGACCUCCAAAUGACUUCAGACACACUGAGCCACACGGGAUCAGAGAAAAAGACUAGCUUAGCAGAAAGUGAUAGACGUGAACACAAAGCUGUAAGAGACAAAAACAAGAAGGCAAAAGCAUUUGAAAAUUCUCCAAAGAUUAGAAACCUGAAUCUAAAUAAUGGGAAUCAAAGUAGCUCUGAUAAAGAUCUCAAGUUAAAAGAUAAAACCAUCAAAGACAUUUCCCACAAAGUAAACACAAAUGACCGUGACUCACAAGGUCCUAAACUAAAGAAGAAUACUUUAGAUAUUCAAUCGCCAGCCCAUCCAGCUCCCGCAGUAAAGAGGCUGCCGAAACAAAGGUCAGUGAAUGGUGUCAGAUCAAAAUCUUCUAAACAAAAACAGGAGUUGAGUGAAAGUGUGUCAUUGCCUGUUCUACAAUUGUCAUCCUGCAGUGUAAAUCAAUAUGUUGAAAGCUGGCUAAAUAAAAUUGAACCUGAAUCUGUGCCCUAUGAUGAUGAGACAAACCAUCCAGAGAUUGUACCAAGAGCAGUUUUCCAGAUAGGGAGCAACUCCACUGAUAACUCUGAGAAUAAAAGUGACCCUGAAAAGGAUAGUGUAGAUGUUGAAGGCUCUUCUCUAGAAGAUAAUGCUGAUGAAAGGCCAGCAUCUCGCCCACCUGUACAAAUCAGAUGUGAGGGAGAGCCAACCGAGCCACAGAGGCCGAUGGGAUUUUGUAAAUCGAUGCCUAUUUUGAGGGUACCGUCUGAACAGGACAGUCUUGAAAGAAUGCACAAGUCAUCUGAGAACUUGGUUCCCCCCGACCCUUUUGAGACAUCACAAAGUGCAGAGAUCAAGGUUAGGUCAGGCAUGAAUCCGGUUUUGCAACAGUUGUGCUUGUCUGUUCAGUCCAUCAAGCGGGCAUUGAGUCAGACCAGCUUAACACCUUUGGAAAAGGAAAAGUCCAGUAGCCUCCCUGAUUUUUCCUCUCAGGUGGCCUCUGCCUUUGGUUCUCCCUCGAGAGCUCUUCUGUCUUUCUUGUCACUGAUGACUCUGAGAGAUACAAAAGAUGAGUCACAAGCCAGCAGCUCUAAUGUCUGUCCAGAGGCCCUGCAGGUUAUGCAGUCCUUGGAAAAAAUAUCCAAUAUUAAGGAUGAGGAAGAGGUAAAGGCCAGCUUGACCAGUCUUCAAAGUUCAACUUCAUCCAAAUUAAAACAAAGCUGGAGAGAUUUCCAAGAGCAAAAUGUCUUUGAAGAUAGUCCGCCACUGUCACCAAGGUUCUCAGAGCAGGAGUUUGCCGUAGAAGUGGACUUAGAAGGAGAAACGGACGAUCAGGACAAACAGCACAGUUUUAGUAUCGAACAUUUGCUGGAUGAACUGAACAUGCCUGAAGAUCUUCAUAGAGAGAUUUCCUCUCUUGUUGAAGGCGAUGUACAGUAUUUUAAUCAAGCAGACUUAAUCAAACAUGAUAAUACCACCAGUGAAAUAUCAGGUAAGGAAAAGGAAAAUGAAGAUGGCUCCUUAGGUGGUAGUUUAGAGAAAGCUGCUGACAUGGAAGAGGAAAAUGAGAAUAUCGGCCAAGACGAUGACAAAACCAAUGAUGAUGAUCCAGUGGAACCAGAAUCUCAGGAACUGUGUUUAAUUCAAGCUCAUUCCCCUGAAUCAGAAACUAUAGAAGAGGACCUGGGUAAUGAAGAUUCUGGUAUAGCAGUGCCCAUUCAAUCACCUGAGGGUAAUGGUAGUGAUACGAGUAAACCAGAGGUUUUAGAAAUAUCUGAUAACAACCAAAUGAAUGCAGAGAACAUACAAGAAAGGGUAAUGUAUGUAGACUCAGAACCUGAAAGCAAAGACAAUGAAGCAAAUCGUUCUCCAAGAUCAGAACAAAAGAUAACAGAUGUAGCUGCAGAAGAACAUUCUGAGCUCUCUGAUCACCAAGACAAUAUGAUUGAAAGAGAGGACAAUGUAACGCCAGAGAUUAUAAAAGAACGAGACACUGAUGUAGAGGAGGAGGAGACCGUUCAGAAUAUCAGGGUAGCUAGCGAACACUCAGAUGCUUUAGAACCUAAUGACACAAAUGCCAAACGCUCAUGUUCAGCAUCAGAAACUGAGUGUGUGCCAGUUUCAGACAGAGAGGUAGAUGAGCUAAAUGAGGACAAUCAGUACAAUACAAUUGAGGACUGUGUCAGAGAGGAAGGCGAUCUUUCUGAUUCUGAGGAAACGAUUAGUGAUGGAGGACCUGAGCAAGAAAACAAGUCAGAAUCAGAAUGUAAGUCUAUUCAUUCAGAGCCCCCAGAGAUAUCAUCACCUCAUCGUGAUACAGAGGGUGAAUGUAGAGAGCAAACGACUAGUGAUGGAGGACAUGAUCAAGAAAUCAAGUCAGAAUCACAAUGUAAGUCCAUUCACUCAGAGCUGACAGGGACAUCAUCGCCUCGUCAUGAUACAGAAGGUGAAUGUUCUGUCAGAGAGGAAGCUGAUCUUUCUGAUUUUGAGGAAACGAUUAGUGAUGGAGGACCUGAACAAGAUAACAAGUCAGAAUUAGAAUGUAAGUCUACCCACUCAGAGCCCCCAGAGAUAUCAUCACCUCAUCGUGAUACAGAGGGUAAAUGUAGAGAGCAAAAGACUAGUGAUGGAGGACCUGGGCAAGAAAGCAAGUCUGAAUCGGAAUGUAAAUCCAUUCACUCAGAGCUGACAGAAAUAUUAUCGCCUCAUAGUGAUACAGAGGGUGAAUGUUCUGUCGGAGAGGAAGCUGAUCUUUCUGAUUUUGAGGAAACAAUAAGUGAUGGAGGACCUGAGCAAGAAAAUAAGUCAGAAUCAGAAUAUAAGUCCAUUCACUCAGAGCCCCCAGAGAUAUCAUCACCUCAGCAAGACACGGAAGGUGAAUGUAGAGACCAAGCAUCUAGCGAUGGAGAACAUGAGCAAGAAAACAAGUUAGAAUCAAAGUGUAAGUCCAUUCACUCAGAGCCCUCAGAGACAUCAUCGCCUCAUCGUGACACAGAGGGUGAAUGUAGAGAGCAAACGACUAGUGAUGGACCUGAGCAAGAAAACAAGUCAGAAUCAGAAUGUAAAUCCAUUCACUCAGUGCCACCAGAAAUAUCAUCACCUCAUCGUGAUACAGAUGGUGAAUGCUCUGUCAGAGAGGAAGCUGAUCUUUCUGAUUUUGAAGAAACACUUAGUGAUGGAGGUCCUGAGCAAGAAAACAAGUCACAAUCAGAAUGUAAGUCUAUUGACUCAGAGCCCCCAGAGAUAUCAUCACCUCAUCGUGAUACAGAGGGUGAAUGUAGAGAGCAAACAUCUAGUGAUGGAGGACAUGAGCAAGAUCACAAGUCUAAAUUAGAAUGUAAGUCUAUUCACUCAGAGCCCUCAGAGACAUCAGUGGCUGAUUCUGAUACAGAAUGUGAAUAUGUAGAGCAAACAUUAGACUCAUCCAGCCAAGAAGAUGAUCAGGUGAUGUCUCCAGAAGUCAAAGAUGCAGAUCAACAAGAAGAUGCUCCAGAGGUCUCAGAAGGUGAGGAUCCUCAUCCACACUGCAUCAGCAGCUGUCAAUAUGUUAGUAAUGAUGAAAAUGUUACUCCUGAAGCUGAAUACGGGAAAAUGCAAGAGACUGAAAAUGGGCUUAUGGAAGAACAUGGCGUUAAUGAAGUGGACCAUAAGAACUCUGAAGUUUGUGAACGAGUAGAUCCAGAUGCUGAAGCAGGCUCUUGUACAAUCUCUGAUCCUGAAGUUGCGGAUGAGGAUGUGACAGAAACAAAGCCAAACACAAGUGAUUCCGAACAAUGCGAAGUCCAGACAUUAGAGGAAGGUAGUCUCAAUAAAAAGGACAGUUCUGCUGAGGAGUGUGAUGUAGAAGAGGAAGACUACGAAUGUUUGCUUGAUUCUCAUAAUAACGUGAACGUUGUUAGACACUCGUGUACUGAUACAAAAGAUUCUGUGGAUGGGGAGUCAUGCGGCAGUAUGAGUAUGAGUGAGCACCAGUUUGAGAAGGUUGAGAGUUUGGGUAUGGAACAUGGCUAUCAUUAUCUACUACAACCAACUGAGAUUUCACAAGAGCUGUUAGACAUAAUUAAUUCAGCUUUGUUGUCCUCCACCCUGACUGUCACAAGUGAUUCAAAUGGCAACCUUAGAAUAGAGCCAGACAAAUGCAAAAUGAGGGAGAUGUUUAUGGCUUGCCAAAGGACAGAUGAUCAGUAUGGUCAAAAAUGUCUCCCAAGCCCCAGUACUUCAGAUCUGUCUGAUUACAGGCCUGAGACAUCUGACAAUGGUGGGUACCAGUCACAGGAGCUCUUUACGGAAAGUGGAGAAGAAGCGGAGGAGAGGUUACGGAUCUUUCGAGAAAUUAUAAAACAAAGUUCAGAGAAACCAAAAAGAAUAAACCAUGUAAAAGAGAACAGCUCGAUGAAAUCAUCUACAUGGAUGACAGCAAAACCUACUUCCAGUCCAAGUUUAAAAAGCAGCAGUCUUGCUUCUUUUCAGGAUGCUAAAAGUGCAAUCCAAGAGACUGUAUUCCAUAGUAGAUCGCCAAGUGAUAAAAGUUCACUUGACGGAGACUCUAAGUCGGUACAGUGCAUGGCUUUAAAAGAUAACGUGGAUGCCAGAGAAGGAGUGCUGAUUGAUAAAGGCAGGUGGCUUCUCAAGGAAAACCACCUCAUCCGUAACUCUCCUCCUGUGACUAUGGGAAUGUAUGGAAAUGGAGACACCACAUCAGCUGGCACGGCUCAGGACAACAGGAGUGAGGAUUCAGCCUAUCCAUAUUGUGAAAACCAAGCCUCGCCUCUGGCUGUAAUAUCUUCUUCUGAGUUGGAGGACAUGGCUAAGCCCCCUACACCAAAGUGUACGUACUUUAAUAUGUCACAUAGCAGUGACUCUGAUCCUCUCUUGGAUGCUCGAAGUGUCAAUAAUGGCAACGGUGGAAGGGACUCUAGGAGAAACAAAGAACUUAAGGUAUCUCCGAUGGGUGAGUCUUCUAAAGUGUGGGCAAAGAAAAAUGGAAGCAUGUCUUCAUUCGCAUCUGUUGAGUUCAAACUGCCUGAUGGGAAAGUUCAUCCUCAGGAGGGGUCGGGAUCGGGUACUAACAGAUCUCAGAGUCAAGACAGUUGUAGAGUACAAGAGGAGGAGUCGAGGGAGGGGCUAAAUCUCAGGUGUGGGCAGCACUGCCCAAUACUAUAGUUCA